CACAGAGUGCAAAAGAGGAGAGUCAGAUGUUGUAACGACUCCGAGUGGAGAGUGUGUGAUUGUCCAUGAAAAUAAAGAGGCUGUGGAUCUCUCACAGUACAAACUACAGGUUCUACUUUGACGAGGUUUUUGGGGAGGAGAGCUCCAACGAGGAGGUGUAUCAAAGAACAGCAUAUCCUCUGGUACAGCACAUGCUCAAUGGAGGUAAGGCCACCUGCUUUGCAUAUGGCCAGACAGGUGCGGGGAAGACUCACACCAUGUUGGGUUCUCCUUUGAGACCAGGGUUGUAUGCACUGGCAGUCCUGGACAUCUUUGCAUACCUCUCCACCACUCACAUGCACACACCCUUGCUGGUGUAUGUGAGUUUAUUUGAGAUCUACUGUGGUCAGCUGUAUGACCUCUUGGACCACAGAAAAAGGUUGUUUGCCAGGGAGGAUGGACAAAAGGUGGUCCACAUUGUUGGGCUGCGUGAUAUCAGAGUGGACUCAGUCAGCUCACUGUUGGAGGUGAUUUUACGGGGUACAGAAGAGCGCACUCAAGGAAUGAGUGGCGUGAAUCCCCUCUCCUCUCGUUCCCAUGCCUUGCUUCGGAUUCAGCUAAGAGAUACAAACCAGCAGAUUGCUGGUAGAAUGUGGUUUGUGGACCUAGCAGGAAGUGAGAGGGCAUCAGAUACCAAAGAACCAAAUAGGCAGAGCCGUAUGGAGGGAGCUGAGAUCAACCAGAGUCUCUUGGCUCUUAAAGAGUGUAUCCGGUCUCUUGAUCAAGAGCAGUCGCACACACCUUUCAGACAAAGCAAACUCACUCAGGUUUUGAAAGACUCGUUUGUUGGAGACUCGAUGACAUGCAUGAUUGCCAACAUCUCACCUGGUCACUUGGCAACUGAACACACACUAAAUACACUGAGAUAUGCCGACCGGGUGAAGGAGUUGAAGGGACAAAUAGGGCUGAGAGGUGGAAGAAGGGGCAAGACAAUACACUCCCCCAAACGUAACCUGUCCAACAGCAGCAGCAGCAGCCGAGGCAACAUUGUUGGCACAAGAGGGAAGAGUCCCCCUAAAAAGCCAAAGUUAGGACGACAAAGAGAGGAUUUUGGCCUCACCACACCUACCACGAGAUUGACCACAGGAGGUUCAAUUAUCUGCUCCACACCCAAAAACAGCAGAUGGGGAGAGGAAACAAAUCCAAGCGCAAGAAAGGGGAUUGGACUUGAACACAUUACACCAGUCAACGGUUUGGGAAUAAGUGAUACUAGAAAGAGGACAGGUGGGAGGGAAGGUAGAAUAAGAACAAGGUAUGGAGUAACUGACAGUGUAGGCCACUCAGAUGGUGAAAAACAGUUCAUGGCAGGGCUGGUCUUGGGACAAGCAAUAGAUGAGAAGAUUGUCUUGAGGGAGGUACAUAAGGAAUCAGGAUUCAACCACAGAGAAAAAGAGAAUCAGCAAAGCACUUUAGAGGAAAGAAGACGGAUAGAACAGGGAAGACAAGGGGAAAGCAGGACAGACACAAGUAGUGAAGUAGAAAGGCUACAUAAAAGAGAUAUACAAAAAGAUGAUGAAAGGAAUAAGGAGAGGGAGAGGCAUCUGAGACAGUAUCACCAGCAGCUGCAGCAGUGUAUGCCUUCGUCAGCUUCUUCAUCUGUCCAUCUCUUCUCACCCUCUACAUGUCCAUCGUUUUCUUCUUCUAAUCAGGCCUCUCUCUCUUCUUCUGUCUCUCCAUCUUCCUGUUCUUCUCUCAAAAACACUUCCCGCUUCUCAGUUUCUGAGUGUAUGCAGCAUGGUUUGGGAGAGAUGUUAGAUGCAUGCAGAGCUAGGGUUGAGGUUAGGGCUGAUUGUAUCACUAAAAAGUUGUCUUUCAUCCCCCGUGGAGACAUUUGCUUACAAACUGAAACCUCUCCAAGCUACAGUAAAAAUAAGGAUCAGGUUGGUGACGGUGGUUCAAGUGGUGUUGGUGAAAAGUGGAGGGUAUCUAGGGAGGGAAGAGAAGCAAUAUGUGGACAAGACAGAGGUAAACAUGAGAAGAAGUCACAUAAGGAAACAGGGGAAGGAGAUGUAAGAGUAAGGAGGGAAGAGAGGAGGCCAGUUGGGAUAGAAGGAGGAAAAGAGAGGUGGUGGGCUACAACAUCAGAGACAGAGCGGGCAAACAGGAUGACAGGUCCAAUACCAGCUGAUGGAGAGGCCUUAGUGGUGUACAACUGUGACUCAGAAGAGAGCAGAGACGUGGGUGGAGAAGAAACAGAUCCAUCAGAUGACCCAGGUGAUGGAGUGUGGAGUACUGAGGAGCGAGAAGAAGUUGAUGGCUACGGUUUACCGUCCAACCACAGCGGCAUUGACAGCAACAGCCUCUUUAACCACCCUCCUGCUGAGUCAUCCCCUCAACGAGCUCCAGCUGAACGACCCCUCUGCUCAGCCUGUAAACACACCACCGCAACCCUGACCCCUAAUAAACUCAGUGAUCUCACCCGUAAGUUUAAACAUACCAGAUGCCCCUCAAACAUUGCCCCUCUGCUAUUGCGAAAUGCUCAAAAGGAAAUGCCUUCAAGCAGCUAUAAAGAGAAGCAACCAGGGCUUGCUGCUCUCGCCAAUAGAACAAACUUUUCAAAUUCUCAAUCGGCCAUACUACCUCUCACUACUCCCAUCACACGGGGCGGUUGUAAAAUACCUGCUAACCCCCUCAACAUAUUAUCUGAAAGUCCAGCUUACACAAUGGUACACAACCAUCCAGAGGUCAGAGCCAAAAGGUCUGUUUUACCUCAAGAAGUGACCGCUGAUUCUCUCAGUUACAUCAUAGACCCCAUUAGCAUCUCCUUGCUUCAAGUGGACCGACAGACUGCCACAGCCUCGUUCCUCCAAGGGGAAGAGAAACAAACCUCAUUGUGUCCGCUUGAACUUGAAAGAGAAGAAGAUGACAGGCGGGAAGUGGAAAAAGAACGUCUCACAUAUGAAGAGAUAGCGGGGGAAAUUUUAGUGGACGAGGACGUGGAAUUUCGCUUGUCUUUUUUGGAGCUGCCAAAGGCAAAGACUGUCUGCCCUCUCAUCUCUGACACCAUGACAGCUACAAAUCACACUGAGCAAAUAAAAGGCAUGUAUACACAUAUGACCAUUGUGGAAGAGGUAUGA
Messenger RNA from Cyclopterus lumpus (lumpfish), 3116 nucleotides. RefSeq lists its product as uncharacterized. The transcript is spliced from 10 exons. Gene Ontology annotation, molecular function: microtubule motor activity; ATP binding; microtubule binding. The record is from RefSeq and is a predicted model, not a curated record. Gene Ontology annotation, biological process: microtubule-based movement. Lineage: Eukaryota; Metazoa; Chordata; Actinopteri; Perciformes; Cyclopteridae. Bases 66 to 3116 code for a protein of 1016 amino acids.